UACUGAGUCACAUUGACUUUAAGAAUUCACAUCCAUACUGUAUAUAUUUUGUAGCGUGUGGUGCCAUUUGUAUUGAGCUUGGAAAUAAAACGUCUUUUUUAAAAAAAGUUAGAUAUGUAUGUGUCACAUCCACCCACACACACACACACACACACACUGAAAUGAUACGUGACAGUAGGCUUAGUUUUUGCAAUUAGAAGCCGUCAUCACGUGGCUGAACCAAACCAGUGGCCCCAUGGCUCAACCUGGUGUUGCAAAGCCUUUUGUUCAGCUGCUCCCAUGCAUGAACCCAAGGCCAGUGAACUCGGCUAGCAAGGCGUUCAAGGCUCUGGAGCAUCUGCCAACAGCAGCGGAGACAGAUUACAUCAUGGCUGGAACAGCGUGGCGGCCAUUAUUUGCUGAGAUUGCCUUGUCUGGUUGGACGCCAAUGAAUUUACGUCAAGGGAUUGAUUUUUUCUCUCCCCUGUUACCUUUUUUUAUUUUGUAUUUUUAUACAUUCCUGAAUUUGGUUUAUAUUUCUAGUUAGUGUUUUUCACCCCAUACUUCCCUUAGGUCACACUGUUGGCUAUCAAAGCAUUAACAAUGUUUUGCAUUGCAAUGCAUUUAUAUUUUACUAUACAACUUAUUUCAAAUUAGUAUACAGUAUAUGUCAACAAAGACCAGGGACUAAAUUUAAAGUCAGAGUUGGUGUACAUGGCUCUUAAAUUAAGCAGUGUCGCCCUCUGCUGAUGAUUCUUCUCACUGUCGUCUGACAACCUGUGGUUGGGUUUUCACAUCACAUUUUGGUGAUGUGGUCAUGGCGAUUACCCUUCAGACCCCAGUCUGAAGCCGGGUGAGAAGGCUGUUGUCAUGGCUAUUACCCUUCAGACCCAGGUCUGAGACUGGGUGAGGAGGCUGUCGGGGGGUAGCCAUGCAGUGUGUGAUGCAGAACUUCACCUGGACCAGCAGUGGGCCACAGAACUGCACUCUCAAAGUAGGUGACGGGGAAAGUUUUCCAAGGAGCUAAACAUGACAUUCUACCCUAGCAGACACACGAAAACAAUUUAGUGGCUCACAGUAAAUUACUGUCAUCCACAACCCUUGACUUAAUACUUAAAGGUUUCGUUGAUUUCAUUAAAAUAGCCCAAGGCCAUGUUUCUUACAAUAAAUGACUUCACAAAUCCAAAAAAAUGCCACGUGAGAUUAUUAAAAUAACAUCAGGCCAUGCCACAGAAUGAGAGAGAGGGGAAAAACAUGUGACCGAUUUAGCCCGGGGAUGACUCAGCGUGUCAUUAGUGUGCAAACAGAGUGCUCCUCUCGGACCUCAGGACCCCUCCAGGCUGCACUGGCCACCCUGGGCCCCCAGGGGGACGGCCGUCUCUGACAGUGAUGCCCCGUCACAUGUGCGCCGAGACGUCUUCUGUUACCAAUCCGCCUUUCCGCAGUUUUAUUUUUGGCCCCUCAACUGCCCCGCUGCCAGCGUCCAGAAUGCCUGGGGCAGCCGCAAGGCUUUCCCUUCCUCUCCCCUCCCAGUUCCUUCUCCCCCUAAAGGGGGGUGCGCAACAACUGCCUUCGCUUUGUUCUCUCUACCCCCCCUCUUUCCUCCCCGGCCCGCCAAAACGAUGGACGAUAGCCUUCUGCAGGUUGUGUCUGUGCCCACAGCCCCGUACCCAGACCAGAAGCCUGGGACCAGUGGCUUAAGGAAGAAGGUCUAUGUCUUCCAGUCCAACAGGUACUAUCUCCAGAACUUCAUUCAGAGUGUCCUCUUCUCUAUAGACCUGCGUGACCGCCAAGGAUCCACCAUAAUCGUUGGCGGAGAUGGACGCUACUUUAAUCGGAUGGCCAUUGAGGUCAUUGUGCAAAUGGCUGCAGCAAACGGGGUAGGUCGUCUGGUGAUUGGUCAGAAUGGGAUCAUGUCCACGCCGGCCGUGUCCUGCAUGAUCAGAAAGAUGAAAGCCAUCGGAGGGAUCCUCCUCACAGCUAGCCACAACCCUGGGGGACCCAAUGGGGAUUUUGGCAUCAAGUUCAACAUCUCCAAUGGUGGCCCCGCACCAGAAGCCAUCACAAACAAAAUCUUCCAGCUCAGCAGGACUAUUGAGGAAUACGCCAUAUGCCCUGACCUCAGGGUGGACCUGGCUACUCUUGGAAAACAAACAUUUGACCUGGAGAACAAGUUCAAACCCUUCACGGUGGAAAUUGUGGAUCCGGUGGAAGCCUAUGCAAACAUGCUGAGAAAUAUAUUUGACUUUGCUGCACUGAAGGAAAUGCUUUCAGGCCAUAACUACAUCAAGAUCCGCCUAGACGCUAUGCAUGGAGUAAUGGGACCCUAUCUGAAGAGGAUAAUGUGUGAGGAACUUGGCUGCCCUGUAAAUUCAGUCAUCAACUGUGUCCCUCUGGAGGACUUUGGGGGAAAGCAUCCGGAUCCAAACCUCACCUAUGCUGCAGAGCUGGUCGAGGCCAUGAGGAGUGGCCAGUUCGAUUUUGGGGCAGCCUUUGAUGGUGAUGGCGACCGUAACAUGAUCUUGGGGAAGCAUGGCUUCUUCGUCAACCCAUCAGACUCUGUCGCUGUCAUUGCUGCAAAUAUUUUCUGCAUACCUUACUUCCAGCGCACGGGGGUGAGAGGGCUUGCAAGAAGCAUGCCAACUAGUGGCGCCCUUGACAAUGUGGCCAAGGCCCGCAAGAUCCAGCUGUAUGAGACGCCGACGGGCUGGAAGUUUUUUGGGAAUCUGAUGGAUGACGGCAAACUUUCCCUGUGUGGCGAGGAGAGUUUCGGCACAGGCUCUGAUCACAUCCGUGAAAAAGAUGGGCUGUGGGCUGUUUUGGCAUGGCUCUCCGUCCUGGCCACUCGGCAACAGAGUGUGGAAGAGGUCAUGACGGAGCACUGGCAGACCUAUGGCAGGAACUUCUUCACAAGAUACGACUAUGAGGAAGUGGAUGUCCUUGCGGCUUUUGAGAUGAUGGAAGACCUGGAGGCCAUGAUGUCUGACAAGGCAUUCAUUGGACAAAGUUUCUCAAUGGGGGAGAAGACAUACAAGGUUGAAAAGGCAGACAACUUUGAGUACAGUGACCCUGUGGAUGGAAGCAUAUCCAGACAUCAGGGUUUGCGAAUCAUCUUUUCAGAUGGUUCCCGUGUCAUCUUCCGUUUGAGUGGAACAGGCAGUUCUGGGGCCACUAUUCACCUCUACGUUGACAGCUAUGAAAAUGACACAGGAAAAAUAUUCCAAGACGUGCAAGUGAUGUUGGCCCCUCUAGUGAAUCUGGCUCUCAAGAUGUCCAUGCUUCAAGAGAGGACGGGUCGCAGUGGCCCCACCGUAAUCACAUAGGCCUAACCUUUUUCAUUGCAAAUCAAACUCUUCAAAGAAAAUCUCCAUAAACACUCUCAUUUCCCUACCACGUUUCCUGAAACGCAUGUACAGAAAAGUUUAACUUUAAUAAAACUAUUUAAUCCGACAAAAACCUGUCCAACUACAUCAGUCUAUCAGCAGAAGCGAAUUUAUUAUGGUUGUAUUAAAAUGUAUUUAUUAUAAUUAUUACAUAUGAGAAGCGCCCCCUACAACACAGACAGGCCGUC
Molecule: messenger RNA, 3550 nt
Organism: Clupea harengus (Atlantic herring)
Lineage: Eukaryota; Metazoa; Chordata; Actinopteri; Clupeiformes; Clupeidae
Product: phosphoglucomutase-1-like
Biological process (GO): carbohydrate metabolic process
Cellular component (GO): cytosol
Molecular function (GO): phosphoglucomutase activity; magnesium ion binding
Source: RefSeq, a predicted model, not a curated record